Molecule: messenger RNA, 3739 nt
Organism: Suillus subaureus
Lineage: Eukaryota; Fungi; Basidiomycota; Agaricomycetes; Boletales; Suillaceae
Product: TPR-like protein
Exons: 2
Coding region: 123-3323 (1066 amino acids)
Molecular function (GO): protein binding
Source: RefSeq, a predicted model, not a curated record
GCUGAGCACUCACCGCGUCAUUUCCCUCUCACUAACAGGUCAUCGGUGUGCCUGUUCUGCAGUUGUAGCUCCUUAACGAGAUAGGGCAGUGGUUAUCUUACCUCACUAACCUAGCAAACCGUAUGAUGUAUCAAGCUGGGUUGAAGCUUUGUCCUCCAUCUCAUCGAUCCUGGCGUCUCAACAAUCUUGCACUCAGCCUUCGAAACAGAUUCCUGCAAGGGGGCAUCGUGUCAGACCUUGAUGGGGCCAUUGUGCACCAUCGGGCUGCGCUGGAGCUUCUCCCUCCGUGUCAUUCUAAUCGUUCCAUGUUUUUCAACAAUCUUGCACUCAGCCUUCGAGACAGAUUCCUGCAGCGUGGAAUUAUGUCUGACCUUGAUGAGGCCAUUGAGCUCCAUCGGGCUGCAUUACUCCGCCGUCCCCCCGGUCAUUCAGAUCGGUCCUCGUCUCUGAACAAUCUUGCUGCCAGCCUUCACGACAGAUUCCUGCAGCGUGGAAUCAUGUCUGACCUUGAUGAGGCCAUCGAGCUCCAUCGAGCUGCAUUACUCCUCCGUUCACCCGGUCAUUUAGAUCGAUCCUCAUCUCUGAAUAAUCUUGCCGCCAGCCUUCAAGACAGAUUCCUGCAACGUGGAACCAUGUCUGACCUUGAUGAGGCCAUCGAGCUCCAUCGAGCUGCAUUACUCCUCCGUUCCCCCGGUCAUUCAGAUCGAUCCUUGUCUCUGAACAAUCUUGCACUCAGCCUUCGAGACAGAUUCCUGCAGUGUGGAAACAUGUCUGACAUUGAUGAGGCCGUUGAGCUCCAUCGGGCCGCGCUGGAGCUCCUCCCCCUGUGUCAUUCUAAUCGAUCCAUGUUUCUCAACAAUCUUGCUGCUAGCCUUCAAAACAGAUUCCAGCGGCGGGGCAUCAUGUCUGACAUCGAUGAGGCCAUUGAGCUCCAUUGGGCUGUGCUGGAGCUCCUCCCCCUGUGCCAUUCUAAUCGAUCCAUGUUUCUCAACAAUCUUGCUGCAAGCCUUCAUGAUAGAUUCCUGCAGCGUGGAAUCAUGUCUGAGCUUGAUGAGGCCAUUAAGAUCCACCGGGCUGCGCUGGAGCUCCUCCCUUCGUGUCAUUCUAAUCGAUCCAUGUUUCUCAACAAUCUUGCUGCCAGCCUUCGCGAUAGAUUCCAGCAGCAGGGAAUCAUGUCUGAUCUUGACGAGGUCAUUGAGCUCCAUCGGGCUGCGUUACUCCUCCGUCCCUCCGGUCAUUCAGAUCGACCCUCGUCUCUGAACAAUCUUGCUACCAGUCUUCAAGACAGGUUCCAGCAGUAUGGCAUCAUGUCUGACCUUGAUGAGGCCAUCGAGCUCCAUCGGACUGCGCUGGAGCUCCUCCCCUCGUGUCAUUCUAAUCGAUCCCUGUUUCUCAACAGUCUUGCUGCCAGCCUUCACGACAGAUUCCAGCAGCAGGGAAUCAUGUCUGAUCUCGAUGAAGUCAUCAACCUCCAUCGGGCUGCAUUACUUCUCCGUCCCCCCGGUCAUUCUGAACGAUCAAUGUCUCUCAGCAAUCUUGCUGUCGGCCUUCGAGACAGAUUCCGGCAGCGUGGAAUCAUGUCUGACCUUGAUGAGGCCAUCGAGCUCCAUCGGGCUGCGCUGGAACUCCUCCCCCUAUGUCAUUCUAACCGAUCCGUGUUUCUCGACAAUCUUGCGCUCAGCCUUCGAGACAGAUUCCGGCGGCGGGGCGUCCAGCCUGACCUUGAUGAAGUAUUUAGCUUGUGUUCUCAACUCCCCCACCUAUCACAUGCAGCAUCUCGCACAGAUCUUAGUGUUGCCAAGUCAUGGGCAGCCUCCGCCCACAGCCUCAAUCACGACUCUACAUUGCUUGCCUAUAAGACUGCACUGAAAUUCCUAGAUCAGCAAGUUGCGCUCUUAUCAACUUCUUCGCGUCAUCUCGACGUCAUCAAGGAGGCUGUUUCCUCCCUUGCCACAGAUGCUUUUUCAUGCAGUGUUCGUCAUAAUGCCCUGACGACUGCUGUGGAGCUAGUGGAACAAGGUCGUGCAGUAUUCUGGACCCAGUUAGCACACCUCAGCACACCACUCAAUGAACUUUCUGCUUCAGGUGACACUGGCACGGCCUUGACGGAAGAGUUCAAACAGUUGAGCUUUCGCCUUCGUAACACGUUCGAUCAGUCUACUGAAGACCCGUCUCCGCAAACCCGGCAAUUGACCAUGCAAUGGGAUGACGUCGUCACGCGCAUUCGCAUGCUUCGUGGCUUUUCGCGUUUUCUUCUGCCUCCCCUGUUCUCCGACCUCCAAAAAGCGGCAGAAGAGGGUCCGGUCAUUAUUCUUAAUGCAAGCCAGUAUAGCUGUGACGCCUUGAUUAUCUAUAGCACGGGAGAUCCUAUCCAUGCUCCGCUUGUCAUUACACAAGCCGCAGUAUCCGAGUUAUCUUCCGAGUUCCAGUUACUUGCAGAGCAGUUUGGUUCUGCUGAUUAUCGAGACGAACUCAUCAGCAUCUUCCGCAAACUUUGGGCUGUUGUUGUUGGCCCUGUGGUCCAAGUUCUUAGGGAGACUAAAGUUAACCCUGGCUCGCGCAUCUGGUGGUGUCCCACUGCUGAGUUCACGCUGCUUCCCCUCCAUGCAGCAGGACCCUACAAAAAGAAGAGAGAGAAUUUGUCUGAUAUUUACAUCUCCUCUUACACCCCCACUUUGGCGACGCUCAUUCGUGCCAGACAGCGGGCUUCUCGUGAUGUGUCCCCGCAACAUUUUGUUGCCAUUGGUCAAGGAAACCCGGACAGAGGGAGGGAGCUCAAAUGUGUCACUCCAGAGCUAGCCGUCGUAGCUGAGUGUCUCAAACCCGUUGUGUCGUCCUUCACAUCGCUCGAGGACAGCGACGCAACAGUGCAGGGUGCACUCGAUGCACUAAAUCAUAAUCAAUGGCUUCAUCUCGCCUGCCAUGGAAUGCCAAAUCAGACACAACCGUUCGAAUCUUCCUUCGCCAUGUGCGACGGGCCAUUGAUGAUCAAGGACAUCAUCCGACCGGACUGGCAGAAUCUGGAGUUUGCGUUCUUAUCAACUUGCCACACUGCUGUGGGCGAUGGGAGCAGUCCUCAUGAGUCGAUCCAUCUUGCUGCGGCCAUGCAAUUCUCCGGAUUUCGCAGUGUGAUAGGUUCCAUGUGGUCUGUUGAUGACGAUGUUGCGUGCCAGGUUGCGUCUGCUUUUUAUGGUCACCUGGUUGAUAGUUCGGGGAGAUUGGACUGCACACGGGCUGCGGUAGCGUUGCACACGACCAUGAAAUCGUUGCGCAAGAAGAUUCCAUUAGAACAGCAAAUUGUAUUUGUUCAUAUAGGUGUCUAGUUAGACUCGAUUCGCCACAUUUCUAGUUGUUUUCAUUCCCUCGCUCUUCUGUUGGUUAGUUGUUUAAUGACAUUUCCGCAUGAUCCUUUGUUGUUCUGUUCUGUAGUAGUACUGCACACCGUUCCGUUGGAUGAAUCUGAUUUACUCCUACAUCAUCACAGUUCUACGGCUGUAGCGGAUGAUUCAGUGUAGAAGUGUUGCCCGUGAACUACCCUUGCUGUCCCCAUGGCGUAUGUAUCUGCUCAUGUCCUGUACUGAUUAUGACUCAGACACCAUCACGCUGUACGAUACCGAUUCCUCUGAUGAAAGAUCUGACUUUUAAAGAAGACCCGACAAGAAAACGAGCGAAAUCGACUAUAAUCAUAUACAUAGCUUGAGCGUGUAGAGCACUGAACAAAGUCGUAAGUGAAAGAAUA